Molecule: messenger RNA, 1684 nt
Organism: Drosophila takahashii
Lineage: Eukaryota; Metazoa; Arthropoda; Insecta; Diptera; Drosophilidae
Product: probable cytochrome P450 12d1 proximal, mitochondrial
Molecular function (GO): iron ion binding; heme binding; monooxygenase activity
Source: RefSeq, a predicted model, not a curated record
GACAGGUUUUCAGUACUAGUUAAGAACGAGAAUGAUUAGUUUGAACAGUGCGCGAUCUGUGGCUAUUUUCGGAGGCCCCGUUCGAUCUCUGAGAUCAACCUCCGCAUUGGCACAAGCUCAGGUAAAUAACAAUAUUACUGAGGAAUCCAGGCCGUACAAUGAGAUCCCACGACCCAACACAUUCAAAUUCAUGAGGGCUUUUAUGCCCGGAGGCGAGUUUCAAGAUGCAUCGGUUACGGAAUAUACUUCUAUAAUGCGAAAGCGUUAUGGAGAUAUUUUUAUUAUGCCUGGAAUGUUUGGCCGCAAGGAUUGGGUUACCACUUUUAGCACCAAAGACAUAGAAACGGUUUUCCGCAACGAGGGUAUUUGGCCACAUCGCGAGGGUCUGGAUUCGAUUGUAUACUUCCGCCAACAUGUUAGACCCGAUGUCUAUGGGGAAGUUCAGGGUCUGGUGGCUGCACAAAACGAGACUUGGGGCAAACUGCGUUCAGCCCUAAAUCCCAUAUUCAUGCAGCCAAGGGGCCUCCGAAUGUACUACGAACCCCUGUCCAAUAUUAACAAUGAGUUUAUCGAAAGAAUUAAGGAGAUUCGCGAUCCCAAAACCCUGGAAGUUCCAGAUAAUUUCACGGAUGAAAUAAGUCGAAUGAUUUUCGAAUCACUAGCCCUUGUUUCCUUCGAUCGGCAAUUGGGUUUGAUCAGGAAUAAUCGCGAUAAUCCCGAUGCAAUGACUCUCUUCCAGACCACCAGGGAUAUCUUUCGGUUGACUUUUGAGCUCGACUUCCAGCCCUCCAUGUGGAAAGUGAUUUCAACGCCCACCUACAGAAAAAUGAAGAGAACACUAAACGCCAGUUUGGAUGUGGCAAUGAAAAUGCUGAGGGAAAACCAGGAGGCGCUGGAAAAGCGUCGCGCGGCGGGUGAAAAAAUCAAUAGCAACAGUAUGCUGGAGAGGUUGAUGGCGAUCGAUCCAAAGGUGGCUGUGAUAAUGGGCUUAGACAUCCUCUUUGCCGGUGUGGAUGCCACUUCCACGCUUCUUUCCGCCGUUCUCCUCUGUCUCUCAAAACAUCCGGAUAAGCAGCUGAAACUGCGAGAGGAACUCCUGAGGAUCAUGCCCACCAAGGACACCCUGCUCAACGAGGAUACCAUGAAGGAUAUGCCUUAUUUGAGGGCAGUGAUCAAGGAGACCCUGCGUUACUAUCCCAAUGGUCUGGGAACCAUGAGGACAUGCCAAAAUGAUGUGACGCUUUCGGGUUACACGGUGCCCAAGGGAACAACUGUCCUUGUGGGUUCCAAUGUCCUCAUGAAGGACAGUACCUUCUAUCCGCGACCAGAUGAAUUUCUACCAGAACGCUGGCUUCGCGAUCCGGAGACGGGAAAGAAGAUGCAGGUCAGCCCGUUUACCUUCCUGCCCUUCGGCUUUGGACCCCGCAUGUGUAUUGGCAAGCGAGUGGUGGACCUGGAAAUGGAGACCACGGUGGCCAAGUUGAUUCGCAAUUUCCAUGUGGAGUUCCAUCGUGAUGCCAGCAGACCCUUCAAAACGAUGUUUGUGAUGGAACCGGCCAUUGACUUUCCCUUCAAGUUCAUCGAUGUCGAUCAGUAAAUCGCACUUAAUUCAUUGCACCUAGUUGUGCAAUAAGUUCCUUAUAGAUAUAUAUUUUGUUUACAAUAAAUGCUUGGUUGAUAGAUA